Messenger RNA from Cannabis sativa, 2706 nucleotides. RefSeq lists its product as uncharacterized. The coding region runs from base 425 to 1795 and encodes 456 amino acids. The record is from RefSeq and is a predicted model, not a curated record. NCBI's taxonomy places the organism in Eukaryota, Viridiplantae, Streptophyta, Magnoliopsida, Rosales, Cannabaceae. The transcript has 4 exons. Gene Ontology annotation, molecular function: glycosyltransferase activity.
UUUAAAAGGAUGAGGUAGAUUCGGCUCCUAUAAUAUUAUUUUCCCAAUCGCCACUAUCAAAAAUAAUAUUAUUUUGCCAGAAAAAAAAAAUGGUAAAGAGUGUCGUAAAAGUUAAAACAAUAGAAAAGCUCGAUCUUUGUGUAUCAUUAUCAUGUUCUUUUACUGUUCCAAAAACUCACUUCUUUAAUCAACUCAAAAAUUCCAGAGGAAUCCUCCUCCGUUCCGCAGGUUGCCUCAACUCCAACACUUCCACUUUCACUAUACUACCCAACCUAUUUGUUUCCUUCUUUGGAUUUCUCACUCUCAUCUCAUGGAAUCUUCACAAUACAACUAAGAAGCAAGUCCAAGUUUGUAUCUCCUCUAGUCUAGCUUGAACAUGAUAACUUAACUUCCACUUGAAUUGGGUUUUAAGUGUUGGGUGAUCAUGGGGUACCAGUUCCAGUUUGGCAAGCUUGGUCGAAAAAGAGCUCAUAGAUGGAUUUUUGUGGUGGUGUUAGUGGCUGUAACACAUUUGUUGUUUCAGUCUUUCCUGUUCCCAUAUGGGAAUGCCCUUCGCUCUUUGUUUCCCGAGAGAGAAUUUCCCAUUAAUGUGAAAUAUAAUGUGCUUAGUACUGCUGUUCGUUCUUCCUCUUCCUCCAAAUCUGUGAUGGUUCGGAACCCUCUUACAGUUUAUGCUGGAGGAGAACUGGGGUUUGAUACAAAAGAAAAGGAAAAUGACAUAGAUAAUAAGGAGAUUAGCUUUGGCAUUGAUGGAACUUCUUAUAAUGUUCUGGAUAGAUUUGUAGAUAACAGUCUUCCAUUCAAGGAUUCUAGAGAUUCAAAUGUGGUGUCCACAGCACUUGUAAGCAUAAAAAAUGAGGAGAGUGAUCCUGUAAUGGAUGAUGAUGCUAGCAGAGAUCAGCUAGAAUUCUCUGUAGAGCAGAUUAAGGAACAAGAUACUGAAAUUUCUAAGGACAAUGUUGUAGUGGAUGGUAUAACUUUGGUGCAGAAAACAAUUGAUGGUGGCUCAGACACUCCUUUCAAACAUUCUACGCUUGUAUCUUCUGCUUCGGCUUCAAACAAUAUGACAUAUUUAACUACCUCAACAUUCAGUGAAAACCCUUCUUUAGCUUCUGCUUCCAAUCAAAGUGAUCAACAAAUCUCGAAGAACAAUUCUGCAAUUGUUAGUGUCCCAAGAAGAAAGAAGAUGAGGUGUGACAUGCCCCCAAAGUCAAUAACCACGUUUCAGGAGAUGAACCUCAUAAUAGUAAAGCAUCGUGCCAAAUCGCGUUCAAUGAGACCAAGGUGGUCCUCUGUGCGCGAUCGUGACAUUAUGGCUUUGAAGCCACAAAUUGAGCAUGCUCCUACAACAAAUGAUCAGGAGCUUUAUGCUCCUCUAUUUCGAAAUGUUUCCAUGUUCAAAAAGAGUUAUGAGCUCAUGGAACGAACCCUCAGAGUCUAUGUCUACAAGGAUGGCGAAAAACCUAUUUUCCAUCAACCAAUUUUAAAAGGAUUAUAUGCUUCAGAGGGAUGGUUUAUGAAACUGAUGGAGGGAAAUAGGCGUUUUGUGGUAAAGGACCCUCGGAGGGCUCAUCUGUUUUAUAUGCCAUUUAGUUCACGAAUGCUAGAACACACCCUGUACGUAAGGAACUCUCACAAUCGAACAAACCUGCGCCAAUAUUUGAAGGAGUACACAGAAAAAAUAUCUGCAAAGUAUCCUUACUUCAACAGAACUGGUGGAGCUGAUCAUUUUCUUGUCGCCUGCCAUGACUGGGUAAGCUCUUUGUUUGUGCAACUCUUGUCUAUAGACAGCUAAUUUCAUUUAACUUUGACCAAUUCUAACAAGAUGUAAAUUGGAUUCUUACAUUACAGGCUCCAUAUGAAACAAGGCACCACAUGGAGCGUUGUAUGAAGGCCCUUUGCAAUGCUGAUGUAACUGCAGGCUUCAAGAUUGGAAGAGAUGUAUCACUUCCUGAAACAUAUGUCCGGUCAGCGAGGAACCCUCUAAGAGAUCUUGGUGGAAAGCCUCCAUCUCAAAGGCACAUUCUUGCCUUCUAUGCAGGGAGCUUGCAUGGCUACUUACGCCCGAACUUGUUGAAGUACUGGAAAGAUAAAGACCCUGAUAUGAAAAUCUUUGGUCGAAUGCCUCUUGGUGUUGCAAGCAAAAUGGACUACAUCCAGCUCAUGAAAAGCAGCAAAUACUGCCUCUGCCCCAAAGGUUAUGAAGUGAAUAGCCCAAGGGUCGUCGAAGCCAUCUUUUAUGAAUGUGUUCCAGUGAUCAUAUCUGACAAUUUUGUGCCUCCAUUUUUUGAUGUCUUGAAUUGGGAAGCAUUCUCUGUAGUUCUUGCUGAGAAAGACAUUCCAAGGUUGAAAGACAUUUUACUCGCAAUACCGAAAGACAAGUAUCUGGAGAUGCAAUUUGCAGUCAGGAAGGCUCAGAAGCAUUUUCUAUGGCAUGCUAAACCCAUGAAGUAUGACCUCUUCCAUAUGACCCUUCAUUCAAUUUGGUACAAUAGAGUUUUUCAGAUAAAACCCAGAUAAAAUAAUGCUAGUCUAUGAAAGAAAAAAUGGUUUUUUUUUGGGUAACAUAUCUGCCUGUACAUAUUUUGCUGUACGAUCUUGUGAAACACAUAAUAUGUUUAUGAAUGUAACUGUUAAGUCUGUUACCUAUUGUAAUGUCAGGAAUUUUAUGACUCUUUCUCUGGAUUACUCGACCAAUUUGGCUCA